UUUUUUUAAAACAGGAAAAGCCGUGGCGAUCAUUCCACUGGCUGUGAUCGCCAUUUCUUUAUGCGUUAUAUAGGUCAUUCACUUCAGUGGGCACGUUGCUCACCACCCGGGUCCUCCUUUCAGUCCCCCACCAGAUCUGAACGAGUGGGCUGCCUGCUGCUGCCGAGAGGCAUGCAUCGCCUCACUUUGCCUCAGCUCUGCGCUAAAGUCGGGGUGUUAAUGGGAACUAACUGGAAAAUGUGAGGUGAGAGAUGCUGGCUGUUUUCAGCACCCUGGAUAGCGCCUUUGGAAGUUGGAGAGGACGCGCGGACGCAUCGGGAUUUUUCAACUCAAUCUAAUUUGGGAGUCAUGCUGGAGACAUGAGGCUGAUCAUGGCUGAUUUUAGGUGUUUGUUUGCAGCCAACGGGCACAGGUUACCUGAGAUGGGUGUUUAAUUUUCUCUGCUGUGAGACAUGGACUUUGCUGAAAUUCUCUUCGCCCUGUUCAUUGUUGUGGUCGCGGUCGUGUCGCUGCUGUCAAACUUAUUGGUGCUGCUAUGUUUCGUCCACAGCACCGAGAUCCGCCGGCAGGUUCCCGGUGUUUUCACCAUGAACUUAUCCUUCUGCAACAUUCUCAUCACGGUGCUCAAUAUGCCGGCCACCCUGCUGGGGGUCGUCAGGCACCAGAAGCCCUUCGGGGACUGCAUAUGCCACACGGUGAGCUUCCUGGAGACUUUCCUGACUGCGAACACCAUGCUGAGCAUGGCUGCGCUCAGCAUCGAUCGCUGGAUCGCGGUGGUCUUCCCGCUCAGCUACGCCACCAAGAUGCGCUACAGAGACGCGGUGAUCAUGGUGGGUUACUCCUGGCUGCAUUCUUUCACCUUCUCCCUGACUGCGCUGCUCUUCUCCUGGGUGGAUUACAGCGACGUGUACGCGUCCUGCACCCUGCAGCCCAGCGGAGAAGGCAGCGACAAAGUUAAGUUCACGAUUUUCACCGUGAUAUUCCACGCCACCAGCUUCGUGCUGUCACUCUUCGUCCUGUGCUUCACCUACCUAAAAGUUCUGAAAGUGGCCAGGUUUCAUUGCAAGAGGAUUGACAUCAUCACCAUGCAGACUUUGUUUCUCUUGGUCGAUAUUCACCCAAGUGUCAAACAAAGAUGUUUAGCUGAGCAGAAGAGGCGAAAGCAGAGAGCCACAAAGAAGAUUAGCAUCUUCAUCGGCUCAUUUAUCAUCUGCUUUGCUCCUUAUGUAAUUACAAGGUUGGCUGAGCUUCUCCCCUCUAUAGACAUCAACCGCCACUGGGGAAUCAUCAGUAAGUGCCUGACAUACAGCAAGGCUGCAUCUGACCCGUUUGCCUACUCUCUGCUCCGCCAGCAGUACAAAAAAGUCCUGGUUACAGUUGUUAACAAGCUGCUUCGUCGUGACCUGUACCCUUCAUCAGGCCACAACAGCUCUUUGGACACGGAGAACGACUACUGUCUUCAGAGGAUCAGCUAAUGGUGACAGAUAUGGGAGUGACAGAUACUCUCCAACCAGAGUGAGUGGGCCCCAAAUAGAGGUUUGCUCAGGAAGAGGAGGUGGGCGGGUGGAGGAGACGGAGACUACUGGGGGAGGGGAGCGAAGAUGGAGGGGACAGAUAGUGGGUGGAGGGCAACGAAAGAGCAAAAAAAGAAAGGCAGUGGGUGGAGAAAAAUGCAAAAGAAGGAUUGAGGGAAAGGAUCAAUGAUUACAUGGAUAAAGCUAAGAAAGGUGAUGUAGGAGAGGCUAACGAUGGCUUUGGUAAACAGCAAGGUCUGUGAUUCAUCAGUUACAACAAAACCCCACAGAAACUAAUUUCCACACCAGAAAGACAUGGAUUUGAGUUAUUUCAACCUGAAAAACUCUAAGAAACUGGAGUCACGGACAUGUAAAAAGUAGCCUUUCAGUGCUGAUCCAGCCAGCUUACUGUUUUUAAUGUUCUGGAUGGAUCCUUGCCUUCGGAAACCUUCAGAAAACAGAAACACUGGGACUCGUGCUGACCUCUUUGUGCUAGAAAGUUUUGCAGUGUCCUGUCAGUCACUGAAUAUUGAUGCACUUUGUCUAACAGAAGAUUAUGUAAAAAACUUCUGUGGUUACAGGAGAAAGAAACUGUUAGUUUUUUGCAGGAUGAGCCUGGUGAUAUUUUAUAUUUUUGUUACUGUCAACAAGUUCCACAAGAAGGUAAAAAUAUAAAAGGUGUUACUUUUUCUCUAAGUGCUUUACAGCUUCCACACAGCCUGUCUAUUCUGGGCUGCAUACGAGUGGCUGAAGACCAGCAGAGAGAACAAAAGAAAAGAAAAUUUGA
Molecule: messenger RNA, 2301 nt
Organism: Cyprinodon variegatus (sheepshead minnow)
Lineage: Eukaryota; Metazoa; Chordata; Actinopteri; Cyprinodontiformes; Cyprinodontidae
Product: G-protein coupled receptor 26-like
Exons: 3
Coding region: 453-1475 (340 amino acids)
Biological process (GO): adenylate cyclase-activating G protein-coupled receptor signaling pathway
Cellular component (GO): membrane
Molecular function (GO): G protein-coupled receptor activity
Source: RefSeq, a predicted model, not a curated record